CUGAUUCGGGACGGGUGAGACGCCUGGGGGGGGGGGAGAACCACGUGACGCCGGGCGCCGCCGGCUGUGCGACCCCUGCGAGUCUCCUCCCAGCGCCCCCGCCCCGCCCCGCCCCGCCCCGCCGCGCCCGGCGUGUGCGCAGGGCGGCCGGCAGUUGUUCAGGCCGUUGGCGCAGCGCGGGCUUUCUGGAAGCCUCGGGGUUGCGCGGCCGGGGGCGGGCGCGGGGGCGCGGUGCCCGAGCCCCGAGCGCGCCCCUGGCGGCGUCCUGUUGGGAGGGCGCGGAGGGUCGCGGGUGGUGCGCAGCGGGCGGGCGUGUGGGGCCCGGGGCCAGAGCCGGGCGCGCCGGGGGCCCCCGCAGAGUGCCUUCCGAGUAGUGAGUGGCGACGGGAAGACCCGGGAAGGGACGCGGCCGCGACGGCGCUUGUCUCCCCACGCCGGUCCUCCGGCGGCGAGCGACGCGCGGGGAAGAUGCUCGAGGUGCUGGUGCUGAAGAUUGAAGAUCCAGGAUGCUUCUGGGUUAUGAUAAAAGGAUGUAGUCCGUUUUUAGAUCAUGAAGUUGAUUACCAAAAACUAAAUAGUGCCAUGAAUGACUUCUAUAAUAGCAUGUGUCAAGAUACAGAAAUAAAACCGUUAAUGUUGGAAGAAGGGCAGGUCUGUGUGGUGUAUUGUCAGGAACUGAAGUGCUGGUGCAGGGCUGUUAUUAAGUCCAUUGUGUCUUCGGCAGACCAUUACCUGGCAGAAUGUUUCCUUGUGGAUUUUGCCAAGUACAUCCCAGUGAAAUCUAAAAACAUCCGAGUUGCAGUAGAAACUUUUAUGCAGCUUCCCUACCGGGCGAAAAAAUUCAGGCUGUAUUGCACGAAGCCUGUUACAUUACACAUUGACUUCUGUGAAGACAGCGCUGAGAUUGUGCCUGCCAAGAAGUGGGACAGCGCAGCUAUUCAGUACUUCCAGAACAUCCUAAAAGCAACCACCCAGGUGGAAGCCAAAUUGUGUGCCGUGGAAGAAGAUACUUUUGAGGUCUACCUUUAUGCAACUAUAAGAAAUGAAAAAGUCUGUGUUAAUGAUGAUCUGGUUGCGAAGAACUUCGCUCGUUACGUAUCACCCAAGGAGAAUAAAAACGUUGAUUCUGUAGAGAAAUCAAGAUUGAGUAUAAAGUCAGCAUCCUUUUCCAGUAAACUCAAUCCAGCGCUUACUCUUUGGCCAAUGUUUUUGCAAGGAAAAGAUCUGCAAGGAAUGGAAAAUUCACGUGGUUUAACUUUUCUGGCUCAGUCCCUCCAGCAUCCGGGGCCCAAGGGUGGUGUUGGUGACCUUGGGCCAGCUGCUAUGUAUCUGGAUAAAACUAUAAAAUGUAAUCUGGAUUCAUUGAGAAGUUCACCUAAAAAAAAGUCUGAAAAGAAACAACAGUGCAUCUCUUUGAAAGAUUGUGUUGAAUCCUCCAUGUACUGGCCAACAAAGAGGGGGAUAACCAUAUAUGCUGAGCCAGAUACACCAGCAGCAAGCGCUUUAUGUCAGAGACCAAAUGAGAAACCACUUAGGUUGGCCGAGAAGAAAGAACACAAUGAGAAGAAUGGCUGUGUGAAAUUGUUGCAGUUUUUAAAUCCUGAUCCUUUGAGAACUGAUGGGAUCUCUGAUCUACAGCAGUUGCAGAGGCUGCGGUCCGGCUCCCAGCAGCCCUUGGCCGUGCUCAGGCACAAGAUCGAGCCUUGUUUGUCCGUUGAUGCGUCGCCGCUUUCGGCAGACGUGAGAAAGGCUCUUCAAAGAAACAAGUUCCCAGGACCUAGCCACACGGAAUCCUACUCUUGGCCUCCCAUAGCCCGGGGCUGUGACGUGGUGGUCAUCUCUCACUGUGGAAAUGAUCCUCUGCUGUACCUCCCACCAGUCCUUACAAUUCUGCAAACGGGGGGCUGCUACAAGUCUUUACCAAGUAGAAAUGGACCUCUGGCAGUCAUCGUGUGCCCUGGGUGGAAAAAGGCCCAAUUUACUUUUGAAUUACUGGAAGACUAUAGCACAUCCUCCAGGCCUCUUCAUCCCAUAUUGUUAACAAUCGGACUCCACAAAGAUGAAGCCAAAAACAUGAAGCUUCCAAGGGGGUGUGACAUCAUUGUUACAACACCCCACAGCCUCCUGAGACUUCUCAAAUACCAAAGCUUGUUAUUUCUUAGACUCUGUCACCUCAUCUUGGAUGAGGUGGAAGUGUUAUUCUUUGAAGCUACUGAAGAAAUGUUUGCUAUAUUAGAUAACUUUAAAAAAAAUAUUGACGUUGAAGAAAGGGAAUCUGCACCACAUCAGAUGGUUGCUGUCGGCGUUCAUUGGAGCAGACAUAUAGAGCAGUUGGUCAAAGAGUUCAUGAACGACCCCUACAUCGUGGUCACAGCCAUGGAAGAGGCUGCUCUCUAUGGCAGCGUCCAGCAGGUAGUACACCUUUGCCUAGAAUGUGAAAAAACCUCUACUUUACUCCAGAUUUUAGAUUUCAUUCCAAGUCAAGCACAAAAGACCUUGAUCUUCACCGGUUCUGUAGCUGAAACAGAAAUAGUGUGUAAGGUAGUAGAAAGCAGUUCAAUAUUUUGCUUGAAAAUGCAUAAAGAAAUGGUUUUUAAUUUAAAAAGUGUUUUAGAACAGUGGAAGAAGAAGUUAAGUUCUGGCUCUCACAUUGUAUUAGCCUUAACGGAUGAUUGCAUACCACUCCUGACCAUCACUGAUGCCACGUGUGUGAUCCACUUCAGCUUUCCUUCCUCCCCCAAAAUCUUUGGUGGACGCCUGUACUGCAUGUCUGGUCGUUUUCAGAGUUCCACCGAGCAGGGUUCUCCUGCGGAACAGGGAGAUAAGAAGACCAAAUCCGUGUUGCUGCUGACAGAGAGGAAUGCGUGCCACGCGGUCGGCGUCCUGCGCUACCUGGAGCGGACAGAUGCCAAGAUUCCCUCGGAGCUGUAUGAGUUUACUGCCGGGGUUCUGGAAGCCAAAGAAGAUAAAAAAGCCAGAAGGCCUCUUUGUCCGUAUCUUAAGGCUUUUGGUUUUUGCAAAGACAAAAGGAUCUGUCCUGAUAGACACCAUGUUAAUCCAGAAAUAGAUAUGCCAAGGAAAUUAUCCAAUCAAACUCUACCAACAUUUGGAUACAUCAAAAUAAUACCCUUUUAUAUUUCGAAUGCAACGCAUUAUUUUGGUCGUAUAAUUGAUAAACAAGUGGAUCUUUAUGCAACUCUUAAUGCUGAAAUGAAUGAGUAUUUUAAGGGUAACAGCAAUAAAACGACUGUUGAAAAGGUGGAGAAACUCGGAUUAUAUGGAUUAGCAGAAAAAACACUUUAUCACAGGGUUGAGGUGCUGGAGCUGAGCCAAAAAGAAGACACCUGGGGUCCAGACAGUGUCCUUGUGAAGUUUAUAGAUGAAGGCCGGACUGGACUCGUCCCGAGAGACCAGCUGCUGCAUCUUCCGGAAAAUUUCCACGCUCUGCCCCCCCAGGCGGUGGAGUUCAUUGUUUGCAGAGUGAAACCCGCUGACAAUGAAGUUGAGUGGAAUCCAAAGGUUACUAGGUACAUUCAUCGUAAAAUUAUUGGAAAAUUGCAUGAUGCCAAAGUGAUAUUGGCUUUAGGAAAUACAGUGUGGAUCGAUCCAAUGGUGCACAUUACAAAACUUUCAAAUUUGAAGACCUCUGUUAUUGACUAUAAUGUUCGUACUGAAAUUUUGUCGAUGGGAAUGGGCAUUGACAACUCGGAGCAUAUAGAACAGCUGAAGACGUUACACGAAAGAGCUAAAAUGCCACCUGAUGAAGAAAGCCUGAGCCAGGCCCUGGCGCCUUCUCCAGCAGAAGAUGCUGCUCGUCCGCAGAGCCCACAGCAGGAGGACAGAGGCUCGGAAAGAGGUGCCGACUCCGGGGCAAAGCCGGAAAACCAAAAGCAUGAAACUUCACCUGAAAACACAAGUGAUUCUCCCCUUCACAGAACCACAGAGCCUCUGAAAACCUUCCACCCACAGAUAAAAUGGUUCCAAAAAGAUGAUGUGGUCAUACUGAAGAUAAGAAUAAGGAACGUAAAAGAUUACAAAUGUAAAUAUUUCCAAGAUAGAGUCGUUUUCAGUGGCUGGGCGGGAGAGAAGUUUUACUUGGCUGACAUGGAGCUGCGGGCCAGCAUAGUAAAGGACGCCUGCAAGUGCGCGAUCACAAACGGGGAGCCUGUGAUCACUCUUGCCAAAGAGACCAGGGGAUCUUGGUGCAGCUUACUCAAACAGAGGAAUCCUAAUGUGGCUUUUGAUUUCGAUCACUGGGAAGAAUGUGAAGAGGACAGCCAGUUCCCCCAGGUUGUGAAUUCUAAAAACCUGCCGUGCAAAGUGGCAGAGGGGGCUGAGGACAGUGACCGGACAUCGGAGGAUGACGGAAGUGAGAGUGAAUGAGCACAAGUCCGAUCCGGAAGGGUGGCCCAAACUGCACACGGACAGAUGGACACGUCGUGUGGCUGGGAGCUCAGGAAACAAGCAGUCACGGCCAGACCUGUCUUUGACUUAAGGAUAAAUUCUGACCAGACGUCAUCCUGGGGCACUGGGAUUGGUACUGGUGAGAGACGGGGUGCGGGGACUCUGGGGUGUGGGCUCUGGUCUGACCCGGGCCCAGAGUCCACCUGCACCGCCUCUCGCACGUAGCCUGUCCCCACACACUCACCCUGAGGGGCGGGGAGCACAGUGUGCCAUUUGGGGGAUGAAUUGUCCUUUCCGGAGACUCUAGUCUGUUCACUUUUUCCCGGAGACCUGGCUGGUACCUUGCCAAAACCCUGGUGUUGUGCAUAUAAAUUGAGGUUUCUGGGUUACGACUUCGUGCUUUCUACCCCGAGCUUGUUGGGAUUCAACAGAACGACCUGUGGACCUGUACUUGCAGUAUUCUGGGGAGACUGGGGGCAACCCGCAGAUCGAGCGGGGUCACCUCGGCCGUCAACAGCCAGACCCAUGGCUUCUGGAUGUAGAGCUGCUGCUUCUGAAGCCCCGCCUGGCCCUGCACCGUCCUGGGCACUCGGGACAAAGAUUUCUCCUCGGUGGAAACAGAAGAGGACGUGGGGGGCGCCUGGAGGCGACCCUCAGAACAGCUGGGUGUGGGGAGCCCUCGCAGCACCCAGGACGCCGUCCGGGCGUGGGCCCCUGACUGCGGGAGCGCCCCGAGCCGGACCUGCCGUGGUAGCCAGAAGAGCUGCAGAGCGGAGCGAAAUGUCAGCCCUGUGUCUGUGUUCAGUAGGAGGCAGCAGCCUUGCCUAGAGGCCGGAAAGAAGGGUGCCCGAGCGUGACCAUCGUGACUGCCCCCACGACC
Mirounga angustirostris (Northern elephant seal) is the source of this 5284-nucleotide messenger RNA. It is a transcript of the gene TDRD12, whose product is annotated as tudor domain containing 12. The record is from RefSeq and is a predicted model, not a curated record. Bases 469 to 4383 code for a protein of 1304 amino acids. The transcript has 32 exons. NCBI's taxonomy places the organism in Eukaryota, Metazoa, Chordata, Mammalia, Carnivora, Phocidae. Gene Ontology annotation, biological process: germ-line stem cell division. Gene Ontology annotation, molecular function: nucleic acid binding; ATP binding.